AUGGAUGAUCAUAACCAUGAUGAAGACAGUAUAAUAAAUACCGAUAACUCAGUUUCUACAUUAGUUAUAUCAGAAACAUCAGAAUUAAUUACUGAUGAAUUGACUAAUUCACAAAGAUAUAGAUCUCCUGUCUGGAAGCAUUUUUCUUUAUUAGAAAAUAAAAAAAAGCUAAUUUAUCAAAAAUCGGCAUCUAAUAGUGAUUCAUCAAGUCUACCAGAAGGUCAAACACAAUUAGAUCUUAGUUUAUUCGUAAAACGACCUUUGAAAAUUUCAAAGAAACCGGGUUUUCGAAAAUUUCUUAAUGGAGUGUUGCCUAAUUUUGACAUCAGUGCUAAUACAGUAAAGCGAGAUAUUAUGAAUUCCUAUG
This is a messenger RNA of Dentiscutata erythropus, 367 nucleotides long. The record is from the annotation of a GenBank genome assembly. Lineage: Eukaryota; Fungi; Glomeromycota; Glomeromycetes; Diversisporales; Gigasporaceae.